This is a messenger RNA of Chenopodium quinoa (quinoa), 2230 nucleotides long. RefSeq lists its product as uncharacterized. The record is from RefSeq and is a predicted model, not a curated record. NCBI's taxonomy places the organism in Eukaryota, Viridiplantae, Streptophyta, Magnoliopsida, Caryophyllales, Amaranthaceae. The coding region runs from base 305 to 2023 and encodes 572 amino acids. Gene Ontology annotation, cellular component: membrane. The transcript is spliced from 9 exons.
UUCUUCAUUCAUUUUCUCUCUCCUAUUUUUUUAAUCACCUUCACAUGUUUAUAAAAAGCGUGCAAUUGCAAUACUUUCGCACUAAAUCUAGUCUUCAAAAGCAGCCGUAUCAACUAACACCUCCUUUUUUACUCUGCCAAAAUCUCAAUCUCAUUCGUUUUCUUAAUGUGAAUGUAACUCAAUAAUAUCAUUUCAAUGAAUACCAAAUCAACGUAAUAUUUUUGUUUUUUUUCCUCAUUUUAUGUUUGAUCCAUGAUUCUUCAUUGCCGAGUAAAACGCUGUGAUUUGCAGAGAUUCUGCAAAAAUGAAAAGUUCGGUUGUUCUUUUGUUUGUUCUGGGUUGUUCAAUCAGCUGGGUUUCUUUCGUUUCAGCUGGCUUCAAUCAUCAACAAUCUAUCAACCCCAUCAACACUAUUUUGGGCAAUCAGAGCUUGGGUCCUUUGAAAGAUGGAAUCUUAGGCCAAGCCCAAGCACCGAGCCCUGCGUAUGAUGAGCCUAAGAUCCCUUUGGUGUUGGCCGGGAAUCGAACCAAGAGACCCGAUAUACUAAAAAAAUUUAGGAUUUAUCAGGAUGGAUGGGACAUAUCAAAUAAGCAUUACUGGGCUUCUGUCGCUUUUACCGGUGCUGCUGGUUUCAUCAUCACGCUCAUAUGGUUGGUUUCCUUUGGUAUCACACUACUUGUUCACCAUUGUUUUGGGUGGAGGAUAAACUUCAAAGGGAAAGGAUCAACUCCUUCCCAAAAGAUUCGUCUUGUGCUGCUAAUUCUUUUCUCAUGUGCCUCCAUGGUGGGCUGUAUUCUUUUAUCAGUUGGUCAACUUGAAUUUCAUAGUGAAGGCUUGCAGACAUUGAAAUAUGUUGUAAACCAAUCAGACUACACAGCUCUAAUGCUAAGAAAUGUGUCAGAAUACUUAACUCUUGUAAAGUCUGUUGAUGUACCUCAGUUCAAUCUGCCACAGAGUACCAUGCAGGAGAUUGAUGAGCUGAAUACACGCUUGAGUUCUGGUGCUGACACAUUAACCGAGAAAACUAAUAAAAAUUCCGUAAAAGUUAGAAGAGUCUUCAAUACUCUACGAUCAGCGUUAAUUAUUGUCGCUUCUGUGAUGCUUGUUUUGGCUAUUUUGGGUCUGGUGCUUUCUCUCCUCGGGCACCCAAAUGUGAUUCACAUAUUCAUUUUCAGUGGAUGGAUACUUGUGGCGGUUACAUUGACUCUUUGUGGAACAUUUAUGACCUUGAACUCUGCUAUUUCAGACUCGUGUGUGGCAAUGCAAGAGUGGGUAGAUAAUCCUCGAGCUGAGACAGCUCUUAGCAACAUUCUUCCAUGUGAAGAUGAGAGAGCAACCAACCAGACACUAUUUGAAAGUAGAAAAGUUGUUGGCUUGCUUGUAAACACUCUCAAUACGUAUAUUUACACUGCAGCAAAUACGGAUCGACCACCAUCUGAUCAAUUCUACUACAAUCAAUCUGGACCUUUGAUGCCCCCUCUUUGCUAUCCUUAUGACGAUAAAAUGCAAGAUCGUGAGUGUUCACCUCAGGAGGUGUCUAUGGCAAAUGCUUCUACGGUGUGGGCGAAAUACAUCUGCACGACAUCCGUGGAUAAUAAAAAUUGUACAAGUGUAGGCAGGCUGACUCCAGGGGUAUAUACUCAACUGGUGCUGGCUGUGAACGCAAGUUACGCUGUGCUGCAUUACACCCCUGAGAUGCUUAACCUUCAAAACUGUAAUUUCUUGCGGGAAACAUUUAUGACAAUUACAUCGAGAUUUUGCCCUCCUUUGGAACAUAAACUUCUGAUUGUGAUUAUAGGUUUGGGAUUUAUAUCAGCUGGUAUAAUGCUGUGUCUCAUUCUUUGGUUAGUCUAUGCAAACCGCCCCCGAAGGGAGGAAGCGUUUGUGAAAACCCCAUCAAUAACAGGCUCAGGCAGUUGCAAUGGGCUGAGCAACCGCCAUGAAAACAAGGAUGGUCGUGUUAGUAUGGUAUCUUUUGUAGUAACAUCUCCAGCUAGAGUUGUUCCAGAUAUAGAGAAAUAGUUCAUUGAUCUGAGAUUUUCUUCCCACCUUCCAAUUAAUGAUAGAGAAACCAAGGCGGUGCCAUUUGUUAAACAUCAUCUUGAGUUUGUGGUUGGUUGGAAUUGUAUGAUUAUUGUAUAUUGUAUGGGAAUUUUGUAUAGUAUAUUGUUUAAUAAUAGAAAUGAGCUACGAUUCUUGUAUUCUACUACGUAUAAAAUAUUUCCACUG